Messenger RNA from Leptopilina boulardi, 5486 nucleotides. RefSeq names its product NACHT and WD repeat domain-containing protein 2. Gene Ontology annotation, molecular function: protein binding. Lineage: Eukaryota; Metazoa; Arthropoda; Insecta; Hymenoptera; Figitidae. Bases 14 to 5116 code for a protein of 1700 amino acids. The record is from RefSeq and is a predicted model, not a curated record. The transcript is spliced from 26 exons.
UAAUUUUUAAAAAAUGGAUGAAAAAACAAUUGAUUCAAUUUUUGCGGGAUCUUUGAAAUCCUUGCCACCCGUGAGUUCGAAAAUUGUUCGAAUUUUCACAAGUUCAACAUUUACUGACACAACAAUGGAGAGAAAUACAUUAAUGGCACAGUGUUAUCCAAAAUUAAAGGAUUACUGUCGAGAAAAACAUGGAUUAGAAUUUCAGGUUGUGGAUAUGAGAUGGGGAGUUCGAGAUGAAGCAACUGAUGAUCAUAUGACAACAGAAUUGUGCAUGAGAGAAAUUGAAAAUUGUCAACGAUUAUCAAUGGGACCGAAUUUUGUGGUUUUUUUAGGACAAAAAUAUGGUUACCGUCCAAUUCCAACUUAUGUCCUAAGCUCGGAAUUAGAAAUGUUACGCACAGAAUUAGAUAGUCAAGGAAUGGAUGUUAUUGUUUUGGACACGUGGUAUAAAAAAGAUAGCAAUGCAGUUCCACCUACAAGCAUUUUACAACCGAUAUCAUCAAUUUUGAAAAAUUUCAACAAUAAAAGAAUUCCAAAAUUACAACAAGAAGAUCAGGCAAUUUGGUGGGACACAAUGUGUAAAAUGCAAAAAUUAUUUCGUAAAGGAGCACAAUCACUUUAUAAUUCUGGAAAAUUUGACAAAGACACAAUGCACAAUUAUUUUAUGUCCGUAACUGAACGAGAAGUGAUUAAUGGAGUAUUGAAUGUGAAAAAUACGAAAAAUCAUUGUUUAGCCUACGUUCGUUACAUUAAUAAUAUUAAUUUGCAAAAUUUACGAAAAGCUGGUUUAUUUUUGGAUAUUGCUAAUCGCAGUUUGGAUAAUGAGGCUUCAAAAUUAUUAGCCGAUCUCAGAGACGUUCGAUUGCCAAAUAAAAUAGAAAGCGUUAAUUUACAAAGAUACACCGUCGAAUGGAUUGGACGCGAGGGUUUAGACACAGAAACCCAUAGUGAAUACCUUCAGCAUUUUAUUACACAUUUUUAUCGAAAUAUGGUAAAACUUAUCGACAGAGCAAUGCGCAAGGAAGACAGUUCAGCUCAAGGUCAAAUAAUUACCGAAAUUUUACAACAUUUACACGCAUGCAAUAAUUCCGUAAAGGUGUUUUAUGGUCGCGAAGAUAGUUUGGAAAAAAUUAAAGACUACAUGUUAAAUAACGAGGAGAAACCAUUGGUUUUAUAUGGUGAAGGUGGUUGUGGAAAAACUUCACUUUUGUCAAAAAGUGCUGGACUAUCAAGUAGUUCAUGGCUAUUGGGAAAAAAACCAAUAAGUAUUAUUCGAUUUUUGGGUACAACACCCGAUAGUAGUGCACUGACACCGACAUUAAUUUCUAUUUGUCAACAGAUUUCUUACAAUUUUAUGCUUCCCUUUGAGGAUAUUCCCGACGAUCUUGUCCCACUGACAGCACAUUUUAAAUAUUUAUUAACAUUAGCAACGUCCGAGCAACCAAUUUUAUUAUUUUUGGACAGUGUCGAUCAAUUAACUGGCACUCAAGGAAAUAAAUUAUCAUGGUUACCGACUCGUCUUCCUUCAAAUUGUAAGAUGAUACUUUCUUGUGCUGCUGAAGAAUCAAAUCCAAUUAUUUCUCGUGAUUAUCAUCUUUUGAGAAGAAUGAUUGACACUGAGGAAUGUUUUAUUGAAGUAACAGCACUUGGAGAAGAUUUAGCAAUGGAUGUUAUAAGAAUGUGGAUGAAAACCGCUCAUCGUGAUUUAAAUAAUUAUCAAUGGCGUUUAGUGGCAAAUGCAAUAUCAAAAUGUUCAUUGCCAAUAUUUGUAAAAUUGGUAUUCGCCGAAAUAUGCCGUUGGCGUAGCUAUACAAAACCAGCUGAUACACAUUUGGCAAGUACAGUAAUGGACAGUAUAAUGAUGUUAUUCGAAAGAAUUGAAAAACAACAUGGCAAAAUAUUAGUAUUUCAUGCAUUAGCAUAUAUAACAGCGGCAAAAUCAGGACUCUCUGAAUCAGAAUUAGAAGAUUUAAUAUCAUUGGACGAUAAAGUAUUGGAUGAUGUUUAUCAGUAUCAUUUGCCACCAGUACGUCGUAUACCACCUUUACUUUGGACAAGAAUACGAAAUGAUUUGCCAAAUUAUUUAAGUGAACGUGAAGCUGAUGGUGUUAGUGUAUUAAAUUGGUAUCAUCGACAAUUUAGAGAUACGGCAAAGGAGAGAUAUUUUAAGAAUAUGAAUUUAGCGACGUAUUUUCAUUCAAUGAUUGCCGAUUAUUAUUUGGGAAUAUGGGGCGGUGGACGACCUAAGCCAUUUAAGUAUACAGAAAUUCAAAGACAUCGAUUCAAUUUAACCGAUAAAGAGGGCGUUGCCGAUAGAAAAGUUCCAGAGCAACCAUUGGCAUUUUAUUCAAAGGAGGGAAAAAUUUCAAGAUACAAUUUAAGAAAGUUUGGAGAACUUCCAUAUCAUUUGGUGAGGGCUCAUAGAUUUAAGGAUCUAUUUGAAAAUGUUUUAUUUAAUUAUGAAUGGCUACAUGCAAAAUUAAGUUCGUGUCCACUGCAGGCUGUACUCUCUGAUUUUGAGGAUGCCUGCAACAAUAUCGACGAUCAAAAUUUGGUCAGGGAACUGAUGUUAGUAGCUGAUGCUUUAAGACUUGGUGGGGCAAUUUUGGGAAAUCAUCCCGAUAUGCUAGCACCGCAAUUAGUGGGAAGACUUUUACCCGAAAUUGGUAAUAAUGUCAAUGUAAGAAUGUUAUUAAAAGCAUGUGAUGCCGAUGGUGUUAAAGAUUGUUCCCUAUUACCCCUUUAUCAUUGUCUCCAUACCCCGGGCGGUCCCCUUAAGUAUUCAUUGGAGGGACAUCAAUUUGCAGUUUUUGGCUUUUGUUUAACAUCGGAUUAUCGAUAUGUUGUAUCGAUUUCAAAUAGAUUUAUCACUUGGGAUUUAAGUACAAGUGAUAUGACGAGGGAUGUUAAUCCUGGAGUUGAGGGAAUUAUGCAACAAUUAGUAUUGAGUCCUGACAAUCGUUAUGCCGCUUCUUUUACAAACAAUAAUCAGACCGUCGUUCUAAAUACAUUGACAAGUGAAUUUGUUAUUGUUGACAAUCCACUACCAAAUAAUGAACCAGUUUGUGGAAUUUAUCUAAUGAAUCAAUUUGUAUUUAUUUUUGGCAAAAGUGCAUGGUGCAAAUUUGAUCUAAGAGGCAAUUUAAUAGCAAAUUUCACAAGUCCCGAGGAUACAAAUCAAUGGUCCAUUUUGGAAAUUGAAUAUACAACAUUGGAUGAGUAUAGAAUUAUUUUCUGGACCGGAAAUCUUGACGAUCCACUAUUGUUGCUGCACACUUACAGAAAAAAAGGAACAAUCGAAUCAUUUCAUUGUCACAGUGCAAUGGUGAUGACAAAUGACAAAAAAACACUCUAUGCAUGUACAACAAAGGGAAAUUAUCGUAUAACAAAAUAUAUUAUUGAAGAAACAUCAUCGUAUUGGGAAAAAGUUUUGGAUAUUCCACGAACAAAUAACGAUGAUAUUGAAUAUAUUUUACAAUUAAAACUUGAUAAAGAAGAGGAAAUUCUUUUGGCAACAACUGGAAAUGGUUUUGUUGUUUGGUUUUUGGAAAGUAAAAGUGAUGCACACGUUCUUUCAUUGCCAAAUGGAGUGAGAAAUAUACGAACAAAAAUGAUGAAUUCAAGUUCAAUAAUGAUCAGUGGAACAAAAAAUUACGCGGUUGCCGGUGUAAGAAAAAAUUUGUACGUCUGGAGUUUGGAGACAACGGAAUUGGUGAAAAUAUUAGAUGCUCAUUUUGCAAGAAUCAUUCAAUUGGAAGCGUUGACAAUUGGCAAUUGGAAUAGUGUCAUUACAUCAAGUAUUGAUAGAAGUGUUAAAGUUUGGAAUAUUAAUAAUAUUUUUGAGCAAGUUCACGUUAUUGAUCGCCAUGAAUUGCAAAUCGAUUCAAUAAGUUUAGCGGAACAUUCAAAUUUGGCAGUAACCGUAACAAGAGGUUGCGUUGGUAUUUGGGAUUUACAAUCAGGAAGAUUAAUUUCAAAAUUAGCUGAUAGUCCACUUGGUGCAAUUGUUACACACGCAAUUAUUACUCCCGAUGGAAGAUACAUCAUAUCAACGGAAUCUGGUAAUGUUUUAAUUUGGAAUCGAAUAACGGAACAAGUAUUAUUUAAAGAAGAACAAUCGGGCGUAAGACAAUUGUCAUUUAUUGAAGAAGCAACGAAAUUUAUUGCCGUUUCACGACCAAGUAAUUUACCAGGUGUUGAAAGUACAAAAACAACAGCCACCCUCGUCACAAGAAAUAUUCCAGACGGAACUCAAAUUUUUAGUUUUGAAUAUAUUGUAAGAAGUCAAACUGGAAUUCCAUUUCGUAAUGUUUCUGUGACUUCGGAUGGGGCAUUUUUUGUUGUUCCAGCAGCCGAUAAAGGAAGUCGUGAUUGUAUUAUUGUUUAUAGUGCAAAAACCGGAACAUUAAUCAAUAAAAUACAAGUCAAACUUCCAGGAUUUAAAGAUAUUAUGAGCGUUGUACCAAUGCCAAACAAAUCACAAUGGGUGGGAAUAAUAGGUUCAGAUAAAGGAAGUAUAAUGGACAUUGGAAAGAAGAAAAUAAUUCGUACAAUUCCAAAAUGGAGUGGAAAUAUCAGCAAGGAUGGAAAAUAUACUUUAUACGCUCCAUCAAGAGGUGGAUUGGAACUUAUAGAAUUAAAAAAAGGGACAACUGUAAAAACUUAUAUAUCAAAAGUUGCCGAGGGAGUUUUCACUGUAAUUUCAAUGUUUAAUCGAACGGAUGAAUAUGUUCUUUAUUAUCACAGUGGACGGAAAACAAUUCGAGUUUUCAGAUCAUCAGACUGUGAAAUGAUUGCAAAUUAUCGUGUACAAGCUGAAUUAAGUGCAAUCGACAGCACAUACGAUGGAAAAAGUAUUGUUUUGGGUACAGUCGAUGGUUGUGUAUCAGUAUUAGCAAUUGCCGAUCCAAAAAAAUCCGAAAUGAAAGUAUAUCUCAAAAAUUUACCAUCUCGCGAUGAAACGUGGAAGAAAAAAAUGGAGAAAAAACGUGCAGCAAUUAAAUUUAAAGCAGCCGCACGCAUUGCAACUGUUACCAAUGAUUUGCAUAAUUUUCUACGUUUUGGAACUGCAAUUGAUGACAAUUCACAAGGAUCACACGACGAUGACAAUUCUUAAUUAUAAAAAUUACAAUAAUUUAAAAAAGGAUAAUUCACUAAAAAAUUAAAAAAAAAAUAUAAUUUACAAUUUAUUUAUUGAAAAAUUAUUUUAAUUAAUUAGCUAAUAAUUUGAAUAAUUAGCUAAUAAUUAAAAUAAUUAACUAAUAAUUUAAUUAAUUAGCUAAAAAUUAAAAUAAUUGACUGAUAAUUUAAUUAAUUUGCUAAAAAUUAAAAUAAUUGACUAAUAAUUUAAUUAAUUAGCUAAAAAUUUAAAUAAUUAACUAAAAAUUAAAUUAAUUAACUAACAAUUUAAUUUAUUAGCUAAAAAUUUAAAUAAUUAACUAAUAAUUGAAUAAAUUAGCAAAAAAUUAAAUUGAUUUUACCUAAUU